Quercus lobata is the source of this 823-nucleotide messenger RNA. RefSeq names its product ethylene-responsive transcription factor ERF098-like. Gene Ontology annotation, biological process: regulation of DNA-templated transcription; ethylene-activated signaling pathway. The transcript has a single exon. Bases 75 to 695 code for a protein of 206 amino acids. The record is from RefSeq and is a predicted model, not a curated record. NCBI's taxonomy places the organism in Eukaryota, Viridiplantae, Streptophyta, Magnoliopsida, Fagales, Fagaceae. Gene Ontology annotation, molecular function: DNA-binding transcription factor activity; DNA binding.
ACUCUCUUACAUCUCUCUCUCAUUCCAAAAGGGAAAGUUUAUCAUUUUGUCCGAAUUCCAAAAGCCAAUACGUGAUGUAUGGUUUUAAUGCAAGCAAGAUUUAUAGGUGGUGUCCAUGGAGGGCAAGAAUAACAGAGGAACAAGAACAAGACAUUUUGGUCUCAGCUCUCAAGCACGUUGUCACUGACGGCAUUCAAGGUCUGACCCCACAACACCAUCAACUACUGCAACAACAACCGGUCCCACCUGAUGCUGCUACGUCCUCAUUGCCAUCAACCAGCAAGAGGAGCUCGAAGAAGAAGAUGAAGAAUGACAAUGAGAAGAGAUACAGGGGAGUGAGGCAGAGGCCUUGGGGGAAAUGGGCGUCUGAGAUUCGAGACCCGAGGGAAGCGAAGCGCAAGUGGCUAGGUACGUUCCUGACGGCGGAGGAGGCUGCCAGGGCUUAUGAUAAGGCUGCCAUCGAGUUCCGCGGACCCAGAGCUAAGCUUAAUUUUCCAAUGUCAGACUAUGUGGGAAAGCAAAGCGAAGUCGAACAAGAUCAGCAUGAAGAAAAUCCAAAUGUUAAUGCGGAGACAAUGAUUGAAAGCGAGGCACAGAGUGUGGAAGUGGUAGAGAGCAGUGACGAAGACAAUAAGCUUUCGGAUUGGCUUACGUCGGAGGAACUUGACCAGUUGUUGAAGGAUUUGAAUGAUUAGCCCAUGUUAUUAGAGCGGGAAAUCAGAUGGAGCAUCGGAUUAUGUAGACUUUAGGAAAAAGGAUGCUCUGAUCUCCGUAGUAAUUCAUGCCCAUUUCGUCCGUAAUAUAGAGUCGAAAUGACGGUUCU